This is a messenger RNA of Penicillium malachiteum, 396 nucleotides long. RefSeq names its product EthD domain-containing protein. Gene Ontology annotation, molecular function: oxidoreductase activity. The record is from RefSeq and is a predicted model, not a curated record. Lineage: Eukaryota; Fungi; Ascomycota; Eurotiomycetes; Eurotiales; Aspergillaceae. The transcript is spliced from 2 exons. The coding region runs from base 1 to 396 and encodes 131 amino acids.
AUGUACGCUUUUACUAUUCUUGGAUUUAAGAGAGAUGACAUGAGUGAAGAUGAGUACCACAAUUAUAUCAGCACUGUGCAUUCGGGGCACCUGAAGGCCCUACUGGCCCAGAAUGACAUUGUCUCCUACACCAUGCAACACAACACCUCCCAAACCCGGAAUGAUCUCAUCAACAAGGUGUACAACGGCCAAAUGCCUGUGGAAAAAGUCUUCGAUUGCGACGCUAUUAUUCAGGUGGUCUUCAAGACGGUGGAGGAUUAUCUACGUGUUCGAGAGGAUCCCCACUUCCAGAAUGUCGUGAACCCGGAUCAUGUAAACUUUGCGCAUCCUACGAAGACGAGAUUUGUGAUGGGAUGGCAUGAGGUGCAUGUUGCCGAUGGCAAAGUUGUUUCCUAA